Lycium barbarum (goji berry) is the source of this 981-nucleotide messenger RNA. RefSeq lists its product as uncharacterized. NCBI's taxonomy places the organism in Eukaryota, Viridiplantae, Streptophyta, Magnoliopsida, Solanales, Solanaceae. The transcript has a single exon. The coding region runs from base 1 to 981 and encodes 326 amino acids. The record is from RefSeq and is a predicted model, not a curated record.
AUGCGAAUUGAUCGCAGUCCGAGCAGUCGAGGUUUGCAGUUUAGAGGUGAUACCAGCGAGUCGGCUAACAAUGGGGACAACCCAAGGUUAUCCGAGUAUAACUUCAAUAUUGACGUCACAGAUCUUGUCUCAGCCGUUGGCCAUAUUAAGGAUGCAAGAUGGCCGAGGCCACUAAGAUUUGACCCUGCUCAAAGAUAUCCAAGUGUGAUGUACGAGUAUCACAGUACUCAUGGUCAUAGGAUAGAAGAUUGUCAUCAACUGAGAGAGGAGGUGGCUCGAUUAUUGAAAAAUGGUCACCUUCGUGAGUUCUUAAGUGAUCGAGCCAAAGGAAGUUACAAGGGCAGGGAAUGUCGCAAGCAGGUUGAGCCCAUGGAGCCUCAGCAUGUGAUUAAUAUGAUAAUCGGUGGAACAGAAAUGUCACGAGGUCUGAUGAUGAAGAGGACGAAGGUCUCGGUUGUUCGUGAGAAAAGAAGAAGUGAUUAUGUGCCCGAAGGAUCUAUUUCCUUUAACAACGAAGAUGCAGAGGGCAUCUUUCAGCCCCAAAACGAUGAUUUGGUAAUUUCUAUCCUUAUUUUUAAAUCUCAAGUUAAUCGUAUUUUGAUUGAUCUAGGUAGUUCAGCUAAUAUUAUCCAGUGGAGAGUGGUAGAACAACUUGGGCUAUUGAACCAAAUUGUGCCAGCAGCUCGGGUACUCAGCGGAUUCAACAUGGCAAGCAAAACUACUAAGGGAGAAAUCUCUUUGCCGGUAAACAUCGCCGGGACUAUUCGACAAACGGUGUUCUAUGUCAUCGAAGGUGAGGUGAAAUAUAACGUGUUGCUCGGUAGACCAUGGAUUCAUAGCAUGAGGGUUGUACCCUCGACAUUACAUCAAAUUUUGAGGUUUUCAACAUCAGAAGGGAUAAAGCAGUCUGUGGAGAGCAACCCGCGGCAAGGGAGAAGUUCGCAGUCGAAGAGCAUCCCACUCAAUGGGAACCAUCCCUAA